UCUUGCUUUAUUCGUUUUCUCUAGUUGCACAUUUGAUUUGUUAUGGCGAUGUAGAUGAUUCUCUUCGGUUUUUGACUGCACUUUCAAGGCAAGUCGAUUCAUCUUUAUCACAUUCGCCGGCAGAGGAGACGGAUUUCGGUGACGAUCGGACUGAACUGUAGUUGAAACUUCCUAGGUCAAGUUCGUAGUGGUACAUCCUUCUUGGAGGAGCAGAUUCUCACGCACAAAGACGAAGCUGUACUUUGCAGUACUGACAUGGGAGGUGGCAAGCAACCCUUUGCUGGUACUUUUAGUUCAUCACCCAAAGGUAAAAGUGUGAGCAUUCAGUAUGGGCAGCCAUCUGGAAGCACUGUUUCUGGUAACAACAGCCCGAAGGUGGACCAACUGAGUCAUGGUGUGGCAGACAUCAGCCUGGAUAGUGCACAAGAUGGUGAGUGGGAGGUUUGUGCAAGGAAGUCCAAGAACCGGGUGGGAACUAGUGCUGCAAAACCAUGGGGCACUCAGAGCGCUGGAGGACCUAAAGCCUGGGGCCAACCAGAUACAAUGCAGAAGGUGGGCCUGGUCAAUAAUGGUGGAACUGGUAGGAGUCCUGCUGGUGUAUGGCAGACACAGGUUGCUGAUCCAAGGAAACCAGCUGGAAGAGGAUACCCAAAAGCCAAUCCAUCUAAUAGAGGAUGGGCAACACCACCUGUUAUACCUCCUCACUUACAACACGGAAGGCAGUGGGCCAAUCGGCCUGGUGGACAAUCUGGGGCUUCAGAAGAUGGCCAGGGAAAUGACAACAUCUCUAAAACUCAUGCAGAAGAGUAUGGCUCUGACAAUGAUGAUGAUGAUGAACCAGUGGAUGAUGAUGAUGAUGAUGAUGAUGAUGAUAUACUAAGUGAUAACUAUGACUCUGAUGAAAGCCAGAAAAGCCAUGAGACACUAAAGAAGAGCAAGUGGUUCAAGGUAUUCUUUGAUGCCUUGGACAAUUUGACAAAUGAACAAAUAAAUGAACCAAUGAGGCAGUGGCACUGCCCAGCAUGCAAAGAUGGCCCGGGUGCUAUUGACUGGUACCGAGGCCUGCAACCCUUGAUAACACAUGCAAAGACAAAAGGAGCGAAUAGGGUGAAGCUCCAUCGCCAAUUAGCUGAAUUGUUGGAUGAGGAGCUGUUUAGGAGGGGAACUUCAGUUGUACCAUCUGGAGAAACUUUUGGUAAAUGGAAAGGCCUGAAACAGACAGUUACUGACAAGGAAAUAGUCUGGCCACCAAUGGUUGUCAUUAUGAACACAAAACUUGAGCAGGAUGAGAAUGAAAAGUGGAUAGGAAUGGGUAAUCAGGAACUACUUGAUUAUUUUAGUUCCUACGCAGCAGUGAAGGCUCGGCAUUCCUAUGGCCCACAAGGGCACAGAGGAAUGAGUUUACUGAUAUUUGAGAACUCUGCAAUGGGUUAUGUGGAGGCUGAGCGCCUGGAUGAACAUUUUCUUGAGGAAAGGACACAUAGGGAUGAUUGGGAUCGUCGUCGGGUGCUAUUUUCUGCGGGUGGAGAACGUCAGCUGUACGGUUUUAUGGCUUGCAAACAAGACCUGGACCUCUUCAACCAACACUGUUCUGGCAAGACGAAGCUGAAAUUUGAAAUAAAAUCUUACCAAGAAAUGGUUGUGGGCCCAAUGAAGCAAAUGAGCGAAGAUAAUCAGCAAUUGAUCUAUUUUAAAGACAAGGUGGCGAGAGAACAAAGGCGUUCCAAGGCUUUGGCUGAAUCAUUUGAGGUAUUGAAUGCGAAACUGCGGAAGACUACGGAAGAUAAUCGCAUAGUGAGGCAGAGAACGAAAGAGCAACAAGAACAAACCAAAGAAGAGAUGGACUACCAAGAGAACUUUUACAAGGAUCAAAUCACAUAUAUUCAACAAUCUGUAAUAGACAGGGAGAAAGAAUUUGAGGACCGACUACAGGAAGAACGUCAAAAAGUGAAGAAAUCAAAUGCAAAUUCCACAUCCAAAGAGGACCAGAAACUAAGGAGCGAGGAGAUUGCAAGAUUCAUUCAUGCCCAGCAGGAGGUGGUAGAGGAAUUUGAAGCGGAAAGAGAGAAGCUUAUAAGGUCACAUGAGACCAAAAAAGCUGAGAUGAAGAAGAGGCAUUAUGCAGAAGAGAUUGGGCUGGAGAAGGAAUUUGAAACUUCAAUGACUGAACUGAUGUUGAAAUACACUCCAGGUCACUCCGAGGAAGGCAAUGAUAGCAAUGCUCAGUAGGAGUACUGUGGUACAUGGUGAGAACUCUGCUUUGAUGAGAUGUACCCCAGAAACUAAUACUCAAAUUAGCUCGUAGAACACAAACAGAGACCUUUGGUUUUCAUAUUUACUUCUCUUUCCCAUACAACAGUUUUUACAG
Messenger RNA from Telopea speciosissima, 2368 nucleotides. Its product is annotated as protein SUPPRESSOR OF GENE SILENCING 3-like. The coding region runs from base 256 to 2229 and encodes 657 amino acids. The transcript is spliced from 7 exons. Gene Ontology annotation, biological process: defense response to virus; regulatory ncRNA-mediated gene silencing. NCBI's taxonomy places the organism in Eukaryota, Viridiplantae, Streptophyta, Magnoliopsida, Proteales, Proteaceae. The record is from RefSeq and is a predicted model, not a curated record.